AUGUUUCGAGGGGAGAGUUUGUGGCAAACUGCUAUCAUCAGGACCUGGCCUUUUGCUGUUCAAAGGGCACGAUGGCCUGGACCCAUUCCUCGUGGUUUUGGUAUAAGGUAACACUUAUUUGUAUCUGAAAGAGCAGCUGGAGCUUUGGUUAAUGCCUCCUCCAUCUAGCAUACUUCAUGGAACCAUAAUUGAUCAGUUUAUUGCCUGUGGUAGGUCAAGAGACGAGGCCCAUGAGCUAGCCUCAGAGAUUUGGCUAGCAGUCAUCAACAAUCUUGAAGAAAAUAAGCACACGUUUAUGCUGUUAAAACGCUUUGCACAAGAAGGAGAUGUGAGCACCUUUAUCUCUUCCUCUUUUGCAGGUCAUAAAAUGUUGGUAUUCCCAUGGCUUGCAGGGUUCGCAAGUGUUGCGGUUCCAGAGUCGUCGAACCCGAAGCCAUCUCCUCCAAGGAAAUCUGGAUUCUGCUCGAGACCGUACAGCGAAUCCCAGAUCAUAAACACUUCCGAUCACGCGGUCAACAUCCCUGCAGGAGGUCAUUUAGGUCAGGCCCCGACUCCGGUCGGCUGUUGAGCGUUGGACAGCGUGCACACAUGUUGCGGUCGCCCGAGUCUCCGAGCCGGAGCAGACCUCUGGCGAAUUAAGCUGGAUCCUGCUCGGUAUCAGACAGCGAGUCCCGGAUUACGUACCCACUAAAUCAUCCAGCGGUCAACCUUGCUCCUGGAGGUGGUCCCCACUGAUACCGAGGGUGGCACCGUCGGCAGAUAAAACAAAAGCACACUCGGCGUACGGCCCCUCGCCAACUCCGACGCCCUCGUCCCCUCCCCACGCCUCCAUUUCUAGGGUUCUCCUGACCUCCGCCUCGUUGCCCCGGUUGCGGACCCCAAUGUGGCGGCGCCGCCACCUCCCCAGCCGGAUCUUGAUCUCGUAGGCCGUACGAGAGAGUGGAUCUCGAGUCCCCUGUUUUGUGAGCCGCGGUUCGGGUUCUGGGGUCUUGGGGGACUUCUCCUCGCUCUCUCUGAGAGAAUCCUUGCUUUUGGAGCUUCUUUUAGGCGGAAGAAAUCCAGAAGGACGAUUCCGACUUAACUGUCGAGGUGUGACAUUGAAGUCGUUCGGGCAAAAAGGGAGGGAUCUGCUUGGAAUCUAGCUUUGAAAGCAAGUUGGGAUUAUUCCGCUUUCUUGAGAGGGUUUAAUGGACUUCCUCAAGGUAAGAAAGUUUCGUGGCAUUGCCAAGUUGAAGGGGAGGAAAGAUCCGGAUCAGGAGCGGGGUCAGUUGCUCUCCGAGCCAGAGGAGCCGAAAGAUGAGAGUUUGGAUACAAUGUCGAAGCCACCUGCUGCCGAUCCUGCUGCGGACGGGGGGGAGGAUGAGGAUGAUGACGAUUUCAUCACGAAUGAGGUGAAGAGGCGGCUGAAGGAGCUGAGGAAGAACAGUUUCAUGGUGCUUAUACCAGAAGAAGGGAAUCCGGAAGAGGAGGAGGAGGACGAGGAGGAGGAGGAGGAAGAGGAGAGUAGCUCGAGCGGAUGGAGGGAAUCAGAAGUAGGGGAUGGGUAUCCAUGGUGCGGGUUCGACACAAUGUAUGACGAGUACUGUGAGCGGAUGCUGUUCUUUGAUAAGCUGAUCGCCCGCCACCUUAAAGAAGCUGGAUCUAAGGGGACUCUAGGGCGUUCACCAAGAAGUUUGUCGAAGAAGUUAUCCAUGGGUCUUCGUAACCUUUCAUUCAAGAAGCAAGAUGAACAUCAAGAGGACUCUGAAAACCUGCAGCAACCACAGGAAGAGAACCCAUCCCUGAAUCUUGAAGCUGCUUAUGUUGCUCAAGUUUGUUUGAGUUGGGAGGCACUUCAUUGCCAGUACAUGCAACUGAGCCAGAAGGCUUCACGUCAGCCUGGAAAUGAUGCCUCCUACAGAUAUGCUGCUCAAGCAAUUCAGCACUUCCAGGUUCUGUUGCAGAGAUUUAUUGAGAAUGAGCCAUUUGAACAAGGAUCCAGGAUGGAGAUAUAUGCCCGUGCUCGGCUUUUACUACCUAAGUUGCUUCAGGUCCCAAAUCUUCUAGGUAUGGAUCAGAAAGAACACGUGGAGGAUGAUUCAGAGGAACCAAUUCUCGCCACUGACCUCAUUAAGAUAGUAGAGGGUCCAAUCUUAACGUUCCGCCUUUUUCUGAAGAUGGACAAGAAAAAAUCAGGUGGCUUCUUUCGGGCUCACAGUCCUCGGAGCUCCCUUCAGCAAGUGCAGGCAUCACUUGAAAAGAAGGAGAUCAAGGUAAAGGAACUAUUCAAGAAGAAGCAAGGAUGGAAGAAGAAAACCUGGCCAGCAACCAUGGAGGAAGUGGACUUGCUUUUUGCUCUCAUCGACAUCAAAGUCAUAUCAAGGGUUCUGAGGGUGGCACAACUCACCAAAGAGCAGUUGUUAUGGUGUGAAGAAAAAAUGAGCAAGCUUGAUCUGUCAGAUAACAAGCUCUGCAGAGUCGGCUCCCCGCUCCUCUUCCCGUGCUGAUGGUGCACUACACCUUUUCUCCUCUGCUUCAAUUGGAAUUAACAGACACUACAUCUGCAAUCUGAUGCGUCGAAUAUAUGGGUAAAAGCAUCUAUAAAUAAUCUUGUCCAUCUCUCUAAGGUUCCUCUUGGAUCAUUACCCUCUUGCAGACUAUGCAAGAGGUAAACUGCUCUCAAGCAUUUUGGCUGGAUCCUGAUGUUACUAAAGCCACAGUAUUUGAAUGAUCAGAGCAUUAUUCUCUCUAAAGCAUGAAAUUGAUAAGUGAUCUGAGUUGGGUUGCAUGAAAUCUACGUGGAUUCUCUUG
Messenger RNA from Musa acuminata AAA Group (dessert banana), 2790 nucleotides. RefSeq lists its product as uncharacterized. The transcript has 8 exons. Bases 1188 to 2486 code for a protein of 432 amino acids. NCBI's taxonomy places the organism in Eukaryota, Viridiplantae, Streptophyta, Magnoliopsida, Zingiberales, Musaceae. The record is from RefSeq and is a predicted model, not a curated record.